Messenger RNA from Anastrepha obliqua, 2415 nucleotides. RefSeq names its product pickpocket protein 28-like. Lineage: Eukaryota; Metazoa; Arthropoda; Insecta; Diptera; Tephritidae. The coding region runs from base 1 to 2415 and encodes 804 amino acids. Gene Ontology annotation, cellular component: membrane. Gene Ontology annotation, molecular function: ligand-gated sodium channel activity. The transcript is spliced from 8 exons. Gene Ontology annotation, biological process: sodium ion transmembrane transport. The record is from RefSeq and is a predicted model, not a curated record.
AUGGAGACUUCGAUGAAAGUACAACGCCUCAGAGCGAAGAAGUUUAACACUACAAAUCGUUCUGAUGUAGCUAAGCCAAUUUCAACGCAACAAAAAUUGAAAAAACUCAAAAUUGUUUUAAGUAAAAAUGUUAGAGAUUAUUGUGAAAAUACUUCGGUGCAUGGUCUAAAAUACGUAGUAAAUAAAAAUCUAUAUCCAUUCGAGAGGUUAUUUUUCGCAAUAUCUUUCAUAUGCGUCGUGAUUGGUACUGUAUAUUUUGUUGCUAAAAUAUAUGAAAAGUGGAAUUAUACCCCCAUGUUGGUGAGCAUUAAUCCAAAGUUGUGGCGUAUUACAGAAGAACCGUUUCCGGCAGUUACUAUUUGCAAUCUCAAUCAAGCAUAUAAAGCAAAGGCGGAACAGUUUUCGGUCUAUUCGUUGGAGCAUACGAUUUUACAAAUGAUUUGUAAGCUUGAUGUCAAUGUUACCAUUGCCGAGGCCAUUACGGUCACAGACUGGAAUAAUUUGAGAAAUUUUAUUUAUGGGAUUUCGCAACCCUGCUUUAAUAUGUUGCUGCAGUGCAAGUAUGGUAGCACAUUUUUUAAUUGCAGCGAAAUUUUUCGCCCAAUCAUUACGGACAAUGGACUGUGCUGCACUUUCAAUAUGGUACAUCCAAAGUUUAUGUACCGAGAAAUAGUAAUUAAAACAUCAUCUGCUCAAAACUAUAACUACCCAAUUGGCUAUGAAGCUAUUGAUUGGAGUACUGAAAAUGGUUUUCCAGCCGAUUUACCUAAAAAAUUCACACCGAUGAAAGCACUAGGUACUGGUGAGAGUCAGGGACUGAGCCUUAUACUGGAUGUUGAGCGAGAUGAAUAUUACUGUUCUUCCUCGGAUGGUAUCGGUUUUAAAAUUCUACUCCACAAUCCAUUAGAAGCGCCGAAUAUGCGUGAAAUUGGACUUUUACUUGCGCCUGGACGUGAAACGCAAAUUAACAUAUACGCUGAGAAAGUAGAAUCUGAACAAUAUGUGCGUUCUGUAAGCAAGGCUUCACGAAAAUGCUUGUUCGAAGAUGAACAAAUUUUAAAAAUAUAUAAAAAGUAUACGCAACGAAAUUGUAUUGAGGAAUGCAGUGUUUUCGCUUGGUUGGGUAUUUGUGGUUGCUUGCCUUAUUUUAAACCAAUGCCUUAUGGUAAUGAAACUAUUUGUGACAUGCUUGAUUCCACAUGUGUUGAACGUAUCCGUAUACGGACGAUGCUAUAUGACAAGGCGGGAAAAAGUUGUGCUAAUAUUUGUAUACCAGGCUGCAACGAUAUUAACUAUUCGCCAUCGUUUACCUCUGCACCACUUAUACAAACGGAAUUUCCAACUCAGAGCGAAGUUGCCAAAAAUAUUAGUAACGGCUAUUUGAAGAAAAAUAUUGCUGUGGUGAAAAUUUAUUUUAAAGACAGCACCUAUGGAGGUGCGAAAAAUUCUGAUUUUAUCCGUGCACCAGAUUUUUUAUCAAAUAUUGGAGGCAUAAUCGGACUCUUCUUUGGCGUCAGUUUCAUUUCAUUAGCUGAACUGAUUUUCUACUGUAUUUGGAGACCCGUUCAAAAUUCGGAGAUUCAUGGAUUACGCUACUUCAAUCAACAGCAUUUGAAUUUGGGCGAAAGCCCAUCAGUGUUUAAUUCCAGUAGCAGAUAUCCGCCAAACGUAAAACCAGUCGAUUGGAGUAUAGAAACUGGUUAUCAGUCUCCCUUACCAAAGUAUUAUUCACCCGCUAAGGCCGUGGGUGCAGGACAAUCACUUGGCUUGAAUCUUGUUUUAAAUGCAGAGACCGAUGAGUAUUAUUGCUCAUCAGGAAAUAGUAUUGGGUUCAAAAUGAUAAUACAUAAUCCAAAUGAAGAGCCGAGCGUACACGAAACUGGUUUACUCAUUUCGCCAGGUGAUGAGUCUUAUGUACGCAUCACUCCGAGCAAAACGGAGACAGAUAGAAGUUUGCGACAUAUGGAUAUGAAAAGUAGAAAUUGUGUUUUUGAAAAUGAGUACAACCUAACAACGUUUUCCCACUAUUCCUUUGCUAAUUGUAUGCACGAUUGUAGAGCAACAAUGAUACGCAAAAGGUGUAACUGUGAAACUGCUUUUCUCGCUUCACGAUGGACGAAUUUAACAACAUGUAGCUUAAAAAAAUUAGAAUGUGUACUAGAAAAUAGUGAACGUGGUUGUUCGCAGCAAUGUUGGCCCGAAUGCUUUAUAAAACGUUACAAAGUGAAUAUAUUUUCAGCAAAGCUCGUCAACACAGGAGUAGAUAUGAAUAAACCAAAAUUUCGUAACAUGAGUGAGGCUUAUGUCGAAAAUAAUAUUGCUAUUGUGAAGUUUUAUCUGAACAAAUACACCUAUAUGGGCACUUUACGGACGUCGUAUAUCGGGUCGACCGAUGCUUUGUGUAAGUGGAAUUAA